Messenger RNA from Moneuplotes crassus, 831 nucleotides. Lineage: Eukaryota; Ciliophora; Spirotrichea; Euplotida; Euplotidae. The record is from the annotation of a GenBank genome assembly.
UAUAAAUGGGAAAUAGAGGGACUACUAAUGCUAACUCUAAGAGAGUUCAGCAAGAAGAUGUACCAGUCUUGAAAAGCCACAAUAAUUUGAGAAGAGAUAGCUUAUGCCUCAAGAAGAUCAGAGGAAGCCCUGGGGAUGUAUAUUCCCUCAAUUUUGUAUUCUCAUGAACUUUUGAUUGAAUAAUUACUAUACAGCUCUGAGCAAGUGAAUUCCGUAGUGCUGAGAAGGAUGCCCCAACACUUUACUUCUAUACUCCUCCGGAACUUGAGAAUGGGUCUUUUCAAUAUAAGUUUUCAAAGGGAGCGAUACAUGAGUUUCCCGAGAAAGCGUUCACUUUGGACUUCAAUAAAUACGAUUUAGAGGAUAUGACCACUUACAAAGAGGAUGAAUAUUGCCCGAUUGUGAUCACUAUUGAGAACCAAGGCAGAAAUAUCCCACAAGUUUACAGGCACAAGUGACUUAUGCUUAUUUUAACUAAAAAUAGUAGAGGCGAGUACAAUAUUUUGAUAAAAAAGCAAUGCUUACUAUUCGAUAAAAAUAUUUUUAAGAUAGAGGAUAUUUAUGGAUUCGAAAAACAGGAUGAUACAGGUGACUUUGGUGAUGAAUCUACGAAGGAAUGUAUUAUUUGUUACACAAAUACUAAAAAUACAGUUGUCUACCCCUGUAGACAUAUUUGCUUGUGUAAUUCCUGAACUCAAGUAGUGAGAAUGCAGAACUCUAAAUGUCCUAUCUGUAGACUCGAAGCAGAGAAAUUUAUAACAGUUGAGAUUGAUAAGCAAGAUGCAGAAGAAGAAGUUAACCUUUACUCUUAGAGAGUUUUAAGUUAACAUA